UUUUCCGUCUGAGAGCUUUCUCAGCAAGCAUGAUGACGUCUGGUACCAGGCUACCAACCUGGAGGGAGAGAGAAAACAACAAGAGGAGACAGAGGAGGCGAAGAGCCAUAGCGGCGAAGAUCUUCUCUGGUCUGAGAAUGUAUGGCAACUACAAGCUCCACCAGCACUGCGACAACAAUGAAGUCUCGAAGGCUCUCUGCAAUGAGGCUGGUUGGACUGUUGAACCUGACGAGGGACGUCUUUUUCCGAUCGGGAAAUCUUGCAUAAGCUGAAAUCUUGCCUAAAUUGUUAUUUUUCAUUGAAUGAGAGCAAACAACAGUACUCAAGCCAUCUACUUUAUGUUGUCGAGUUUCUUUCUUUAAGGCAAGUAUUAUUCUUU
Molecule: messenger RNA, 379 nt
Organism: Neltuma alba
Lineage: Eukaryota; Viridiplantae; Streptophyta; Magnoliopsida; Fabales; Fabaceae
Product: BES1/BZR1 homolog protein 4-like
Exons: 2
Coding region: 30-272 (80 amino acids)
Biological process (GO): brassinosteroid mediated signaling pathway; DNA-templated transcription
Molecular function (GO): DNA-binding transcription factor activity
Source: RefSeq, a predicted model, not a curated record